Coregonus clupeaformis (lake whitefish) is the source of this 2151-nucleotide messenger RNA. Its product is annotated as involucrin-like. The record is from RefSeq and is a predicted model, not a curated record. NCBI's taxonomy places the organism in Eukaryota, Metazoa, Chordata, Actinopteri, Salmoniformes, Salmonidae. The transcript has 2 exons. The coding region runs from base 143 to 1411 and encodes 422 amino acids.
GACAUGCUGUGGAGCGACCCCAUGCCUAAGAGCGUCAGUGUCCCCAACGAGGUGCUGCUACUGGGCCCCCAGACGUGACAGAAGAGGUCCUGGAACGACACAGCCUCACCGCUGCUCAUUGGACGCCACAAGCAGGAGGGCUAUGAGUUCAGCCACAACCACAGGGGUGCCAUCCAGUACUAGGCAAAGGAAACAGAGAUCACACCAGCCAUCCAGUACUAGGCAAAGGAAACAGAGGUCACACCAGCCAUCCAUAGAGAUUAAACAGAGGUCACACCAGCCAUCCAUAGAGAUUAAACAUAGGUCACACCAGCCAUCCAUAGAGAUGAAACAGAGGUCACACCAGCCAUCCAUAGAGAUGAAACAGAGGUCACAACAACCAUCCAGUACUAGGCAAAGGAAACAGAGAUCACACCAGCCAUCCAGUACUAGGCAAAGGAAACAGAGGUCACACCAGCCAUCCAUAGAGAUUAAACAGAGGUCACACCAGCCAUUCAUAGAGAUGAAACAGAGGUCACACCAGCCAUUCAUAGAGAUGAAACAGAGGUCACACCAGCCAUUCAUAGAGAUGAAACAGAUGUCACACCAGCCAUUCAUAGAGAUGAAACAGAGGUCACACCAGCCAUUCAUAGAGAUGAAACAGAUGUCACACCAGCCAUCCAUAGAGAUGAAACAGAGGUCACACCAGCCAUUCAUAGAGAUGAAACAGAUGUCACACCAGCCAUCCAUUGAGAUGAAACAGAGGUCACACCAGCCAUUCAUAGAGAUGAAACAGAUGUCACACCAGCCAUCCAUAGAGAUGAAACAGAGGUCACACCAGCCAUUCAUAGAGAUGAAACAGAUGUCACACCAGCCAUCCAUAGAGAUGAAACAGAGGUCACACCAGCCAUCCAUAGAGAUGAAACAGAGAUCACACCAGCCAUCCAGUACUAGGCAAAGGAAACAGAGGUCACACCAGCCAUCCAGUACUAGGCAAAGGAAACAGAGGUCACACCAGCCAUCCAUAGAGAUUAAACAGAGGUCACACCAGCCAUUCAUAGAGAUGAAACAGAGGUCACACCAGCCAUUCAUAGAGAUGAAACAGAGGUCACACCAUCCAUUCAAAGAGAUGAAACAGAUGUCACACCAGCCAUCCAUAGAGAUGAAACAGAGGUCACACCAGCCAUUCAUAGAGAUGAAACAGAUGUCACACCAGCCAUCCAUUGAGAUGAAACAGAGGUCACACCAGCCAUUCAUAGAGAUGAAACAGAUGUCACACCAGCCAUCCAUAGAGAUGAAACAGAGGUCACACCAGCCAUUCAUAGAGAUGAAACAGAUGUCACACCAGCCAUCCAUAGAGAUGAAACAGAGGUCACACCAGCCAUUCAUAGAGAUGAAACAGAUGUCACACCAGCCAUCCAUAGAGAUAUGACUCUGGGAAACCCAACUGCUCAACACUGGUAACAUUGUGUCAUCUGUUUGGAAGGGAUUUAUGAAAAGCUCUCACAUACUAUGCGGCCUGCUGAAAUGAUCAGUAGUCCUACUGUUUGUGUGAUAUGUUCGAUAACCGAUACCUCACACAUAAGCUACUUCCACCAAAACCCCUGCAGUGAAUCCCCUGAAUACCUCCCACAGACACGUUAUCUCUGUGUGUGAUGUGGUUAAUGCCCUAUGAUGUGUUAAUGCCCUUGUGUUUUCAGUGUUGGGUGGACUGAGCGUUCAGCUCUAAGGGCUGUGAUGUGGUUAAUACCUUGUGUUUUCAGUGUUGGGCGGACUGAGCGUUCAGCUCUAAGGGCUGUGAUGUGGUUAAUACCUUGUGUUUUCAGUGUUGGGCGGACUGAGCGUUCAGCUCUAAGGGCUGUGAUGUGGUUAAUACCUUGUGUUUUCAGUGUUGGGCGGACUGAUCGUUCAGCUCUAAGGGCUUUGAGGGAGCAGCUGUUUGAACACCUCAUUCAGGAGUACAACCCGGAGAAUGCUUGUAAUGAACCACACACUCACUGUUUCACUCAUAUCACAACUACCAGUAACCUCUGUUCCUUCUCAGUACUUUAGAAACAUUAUGUCAUGUUGACUAUUCAUCACCAUCUAGUGGCUAUAAUGGCAACUGUAAAGUAGUAUCUAGCAGCCUCUUAAAAUCGUAAAGGUUCCCAAUGGACACUGAAUGGUGUGUCA